AUGCAAGCAUCAAGUGUAGUAAGUUAUCAUUCAGCAUUCAAUGAUGAGUCCUAAUUCCAAUCAGCAUGUGGUUUUGCCCUAGCUCCAUUAAGGACCAAGACAUCAGGACCAGCUCCUAAAAUGGAUGAGGGUGAAGAUAUUGUUGAUGAGGCUAUUUCUUAGUUCAGAGCAAAUAUCCUCUUUAAGAAUUAUCAAGUGAGAGGACCAGCUGAUAAGGUCAUUAUCUACUUGACGGUUUACAUUUAAAAGAUUCUUGAGACUAUUGCCAAAAGCAAUAAUGAUCAGGAUGCUAAGAGAAAUGUACUCGCCUUAAUGAAUGAAGCAGUGCCAUCUCCAAGUGCUCCAGGUUUCUUUAUGGGUAAUUUAGUUCUCAAGGGAAGAGGAUCAGGUGAAGAAGAGAAAUUUAGAGGAUAUUGUAAGCAACUUAAGGAGGAAUGUGCAGGCAGAUUAAUGAAUAUCCUUUAUAAUCCACAAUAUGGAACAAUGGAUCUUAAAUUCUGGCUUGCUUUCGCAAAACGUAAAUUCUUAAAAUUAUCGAUGUGA
Stylonychia lemnae is the source of this 543-nucleotide messenger RNA. NCBI's taxonomy places the organism in Eukaryota, Ciliophora, Spirotrichea, Sporadotrichida, Oxytrichidae. The record is from the annotation of a GenBank genome assembly.